This is a messenger RNA of Caenorhabditis remanei, 2256 nucleotides long. RefSeq lists its product as uncharacterized. Gene Ontology annotation, molecular function: calcium-dependent cysteine-type endopeptidase activity. The transcript is spliced from 8 exons. Gene Ontology annotation, biological process: proteolysis. The record is from RefSeq and is a predicted model, not a curated record. Bases 1 to 2256 code for a protein of 751 amino acids. Gene Ontology annotation, cellular component: cytoplasm. NCBI's taxonomy places the organism in Eukaryota, Metazoa, Nematoda, Chromadorea, Rhabditida, Rhabditidae.
AUGUCAUCAUGGAGUUGUAUAUACUGUACCCUCAUCAACGAUCCAUUCUACACAAUAUGUCAGGGAUGCGGAUCUCAAAAACCUUUGGAAAAUGGGAAGAAACCGAUGAAGUCGAUGGGUAGUAUGGUACCGAAGAUUAUCACGGAUACCGUACGUGAUGUAUCGAACGCGAUAUCCGAUUUGGUGACUAACAAGGAGAGGAAACCCGCUCAUAAUUUUGUGAGGGUUGGUCAUUUUCGAACACCCCUGCCAAACGGUCCAUAUGUGGAUGGUCAGAGUAACAACCCGAAUGCUAAUCAACACCCUUCCACUUCCACAUUUUUUGUCGACACGCCACAAGUGGAACGCCCCAAUCGGUACGAGAACGUUGAGACGACGCCAGAAGUGGAGCAGCAGCAAGAGCACCAGAUGUGCUCCAAAAUCACGUCAACACUGAAAAAAGAAGCGCAGGAGAAGAGUGACGUUGUGUACAAGAAUAUUCUGGAGUAUUGCACAUCCUCCAACACCCCAUUCAUCGACGACCAAUUCCUUCACAACAAAAAAUCCAUCGGCACCCUGCACUUCACAAAAAAUGGUGUCAAGCGUCACGAGGAGCCCGACUUCCUUCACUGGCUACGUCCCUCCCAAAUGUUCACAAAAGACGGGCGGUCGUUUCCAUGGUCGGUACUUAACAACCCAAGACCAUCGGAUAUCGAGCAGGGCACACUUGUUGGGGACUGUUGGCUCAUGUCAGCGAUGGCGUUGAUCGCCGAGAGACCGGAUGUGCUCGACGAGAUUAUCCCGAGAAAGCAGUACUCACAUUUUGGAGUUUAUCAGAUAAGACUUUGUGUGGAGGGCAAAUGGAAAGUGGUGAUUGUCGACGACUUCUUCCCCUGCUACCAGCACACCAACUCUAUCGCCAUGGCAGUUGGAAGGAGAAACCAGUUAUGGGUGCCUCUUAUCGAAAAAGCGAUGGCUAAGGAGUUGGGGAGCUACUCGAAACUCCAUGGAGCCUCAUUGACUCAGGGACUCUCAAUGCUCACCGGAGCAUCGUGCGUCAACUAUAAUUGCCCGCCACUCCCACGCAAUUCAGAUGACGUUGACACAUUCUGGGCUCAACUGGUGAGCUCCAAGGAGUCUGGAUUCCUUAUGUGUUGUCACUGCGGAGCGUUCGAGAAUAACGCGGCGGAAUCCGAGUUCCGAGCGAUGGGGCUGCUCACAAACCACGCCUACUCUAUCCUGGAUGUGGUCUACGAGCAUGGUCACAGAUUGCUCCGUAUCCGUAACCCAUGGGGACAAUUCGUGUGGAAUGGAAAGUGGUCGGAUGGUUGGCCCGGUUGGCCGCAGGACCUUAAGCAACGACUACUCCAUAAUCGGAGAGAUGAAACCGGAGCGUUCUGGAUGGAUCUGGACGAUUUUGUGCAUCGAUUCGCCUCAGUUACAGUAUGCAAGCUGCGGAUGGAUUGGACGGAGCUUCGAGCGACACAAGAUGUUGGAGGCAGAUCUGACAAGGCUCUACAGAUAGUGGUGACUGACACCUGUGAGAUGUCGGUGACGGCGUUUCAGAAGGGAGGAUUCAAUAAGAAGGAUAACUUGAACGACCUGAUGGUAUGUGUCCAUAAAACCAGCCCGGAUGGUCGUGUCGGUGAGCUCAUGGAGAUGUCCGCUCGAAUCGCCGAGAAUCAUUUUACAAUCGACGAGUUCUUCCUGGCACCAGGGAUCUACACCAUAGUUUGUCAUAGCCCUCGUGCCCAACUACUGCAUAAAAAGGGGCGUGUCAACAUUGUUGUCCACACCCGCUACCCGAUAUUCGCUGAGCACAUCCCGCUGACGAGAAGAGCCGCCCAUGAAUCCCUUCAACAGGUCAUUAUGAAAGAGGGGGAUGUUGUGCAGAACACGAAUAAUGGAGUGGUGAUACGAACGUUGACGAACAAGUUCAGAGGGAUGAUUAUAAUGGCGGAUAACUGUUUGGAGAACAAGUACUUGCAUGUGGGCGUCGACUGCUCCCAAUCCAUGAAUAUCCAAUCCUCCCGCGGUAUGCUCCAAAUCGUCGAUGUCGUCCCGCCACUCUCGCGUCAAGUGCUCAUCGUCCUCUCCACAAUCGACGACUCUGCUCAAUAUCGUGUCAGCAAUAGUCUAAAGACGCUUGUCCAUCACAAAAAGUAUCUGCUCCCUGAGAUGUGGUACGAGGCGGCUAUCUCGUCUCCACCGAAAUCUCAACACUACCCUCCGUUGGAUUCUGAUUCUAUUAUUCACUCGAUUUCUUCAGUAUUUUAA